CGCACGACCGCGGUCAACUGUUUUGCAAUAAUAUUGGACAAACCCUUGCAAAGUGAAUGAAAAAUGUAUUGAGUGGUAUAAUAUGUCGAUUUAUCAAUAGUUAAAUGUUUGUUCACACCACCUCACCAAUCGACAGCAACACCAAAUUACUUGUGCAAAUUAAGUGAAGUUUGAGUGAGCCACGGAAAGAAAGCCUUAAAUCAUGCGGCGAAGAUAAAAACAUGACUGAAGAGGCUGCCACGCAUGCCUACAUUCUGGUGAACACGGAUCUGGUGAACAUAACCUUGUAUUGGGUGAACGAGUCGAGCAGUGCAGCGCCUACGGUAGCCAGGAGGGCAGCGACGGGCAGUACGGGCAUCAGCGAUGCUAUAGUGCCCAUGUACGUCGUGAUCUUCCUGCUAGCAGUCGUGGGGAACGCCCUAGUCGUGGUCACCUUGGUACGGAACAAACGGAUGAGAACCGUCACCAACGUCUACCUGCUCAAUCUAGCGGUAUCCGACCUACUUUUAGGAGUGUUCUGUAUGCCUUUCACACUGGUGGGCCAGGUUCUGAGAAACUUCAUAUUCGGAAGCACAAUGUGCAAACUGAUUCCAUAUUUCCAAGCAGUGUCGGUGUCAGUAGGAGUGUGGACACUUGUGGCCAUCUCCCUGGAGAGGUACUUCGCCAUUUGUCGCCCACUCAAGUCUCGACGAUGGCAGACCCAGUUCCACGCGUACAAGAUGAUCGCGGUAGUUUGGAUGUCGAGCCUGGCGUGGAACAUGCCGAUCCUGCUAGUUUCGAGGCUUCAAGCGAUGCGAGCCGGGAGACACAAGUGUCGCGAAGACUGGCCGUCCCCCGCUAGUGAGAGGGUAUUCAACAUCUUCCUGGACAUGAUCCUUCUGCUCAUCCCCCUGGUCAUCAUGACCCUCGCCUACUCCCUCAUAGUGUCCAAACUGUGGAAGGGGCUGCAGAGAGAGAUUAAACACAACUCUUCCUGUCGUCGACGACUGGAGAGAACCAGCAGUUCUGCCACCAUGAAUGACGCUGUAGUAAUCAACAACAACACGACAGGUCUGCGACAACACAGGUUGUUGCCGCCGCCUUUGCCAAGAUCUGCAGCGCAGUUCCAAGUCACGUCUACAGAUGCGUACGCCGCCACGCUCAACCUAUGGCUCUUCAAGUUGAGAGUACCGAAGGCGCUGCAGAGAUCCCCGCGGUCGCCGGUAGCUGUUCCUCUAGUCACCAGCACAGUGACGACCCCCGUGGUCGAACCUACCCCUACCAGCACUGGGGAUGACGACGAGACCACUUACACAUUCAGUAGACACGCCAUCCGGUCCAACUACAUGGACAAGAGCAUCGAGGCUAAGAAAAAGGUGAUUCGUAUGCUGUUCGUGGUGGUGGCAGAGUUUUUCGUCUGCUGGGCGCCCCUACAUGUUCUCAACACAUGGUACCUGUUUUACCCAGAGACUGUGUACAAGUACGUCGGCAGCACAGGCGUUUCGCUAGUACAGCUGUUGGCUUACAUCAGCUCCUGUUGCAACCCCAUCACUUACUGCUUCAUGAACCGGAAGUUCCGACAAGCCUUCCUUGCCAUUUUCAACUGGUACAAAUGGAGAGGAUGUUGUGGGGUCAAGGCCCCAGUAGACGCUAACGGGUGUCCCCUGGACAGGCUCGGCGAGGGAUGUGGAACUGUUGGACCAAACAACUCAGAACUGUCCGGUAACGACUCUACCAUCUACAUGGGGCGGGGGUGCAGAUCUGAAGUAGUUGUGCUAGAGACGGAGGAGCGUGUUUAGCAGCGGCUGCUACGAUCCUGUCGACGACGAUUCCUUCUUGUACCGGGUCACCUGGAAAGACCGCCGCCCAGUGGACCAGUUCAGGGUGUUCUCAUAAGUCCAGUGACAACCGUUGCAGUUGCGGAACCAAGUUCCGGAGUGACAGUUACCCAGGUGGAACAUGUUUCGCGUGUAAAUAACAGUGAAAUUAACUUGGGAGACUCGUCUCCGAAAUCAGGACAUUCUGUGAAGUUUAUUUGCAAACGAUUGCCAAGAAUAGUUAUCAACGAAUGUGAGGACGCUGAUGAGCGUUUUGCGAAGCACAAACAGAAAAAGGCUGAAACUCUGUGUUAAUAAGUGAUUUUGUACUCAGAUCUCUUUUCAACAUUCGCAUUAACACGAACCUCUGUGGUGUUAAGCUUCCAACGUUUUCUCUGAAUGUAUCUUUGCUUCUCAUG
Molecule: messenger RNA, 2215 nt
Organism: Macrosteles quadrilineatus (aster leafhopper)
Lineage: Eukaryota; Metazoa; Arthropoda; Insecta; Hemiptera; Cicadellidae
Product: cholecystokinin receptor type A-like
Exons: 10
Coding region: 222-1778 (518 amino acids)
Biological process (GO): neuropeptide signaling pathway
Cellular component (GO): membrane
Molecular function (GO): neuropeptide receptor activity
Source: RefSeq, a predicted model, not a curated record